CGGCGUUGGCCAAGCGCGUACUAAGCAUCGCUAAGUGCUACGAAGCGGACUGGCGAAUACGUUUUACCAGGCGGCCUGUCGUGGGCCGUGAACGGAACCCGGAAACUGUUGCUAAUCUUGUCUACAGACGAGCGAAGUCAAGGAAAUCUCGGACGGGGCCUCCCCGGCCGUAGCACGGAUGAGCGGCCUCCUUUCACGUCGUCGCCGUCAUCUGCGACGUCCUCUCUCACACAUCAUCCCUAUGUUCGAGCCAUGAAGACGUCUUUCCGAUCCCAAGCAUACAAGAUCUCUACUAGGAUCGCUGCCGUCAUUGGGAUCGCAGGAGCGGUGGCAUGCUUCGCCUUAGUCGCGAUGGGAGGUGACUAUCCAGAAUACAAGCAUGGAACAUCCAUUGUCGCACCGCACGCGGGUGAGACGUGGCAGGUCGGAGAGUUACAUACUGUACAAUGGACUUUGGACGGCGUUCGGGUCACGGAUGACAAAGGGGAGAACAUCACGGCGGUAUUCAUGCUAUCGUAUUCUGGCGGAGGCACGGAUGGACAUGUACUUCUCGGUGAAAUCUCGGACUGGUUCCCUAUCUCAGACAGAUUCGCCAACAUCAUGGUACCCUCCGUACCCACGAGAGACGACUAUACACUUUAUCUGUUCUCUCGUGAGGACCGCGAUAUUUCCAGCUGGAGUGGUCCCAUCACUAUCUUCAAUCCGGACAACGUCGAUGGUUCAGAUGAGCCCCCAAGCUCUCUCGUCGUCACUACGGCCCCGCCUGUUUCCGUCACCAAAUCCCUUACCUCGACGUUCUUGGAGAGCUCGUCGACGUCUAAUUCUGCACUCCUUACGCUGCCAACCGCCGACGUUGGUAGCUUGACGUCUGCCUUGUCCCUGUCCUUGUCUCUACCCUUGUCCCUGCCUAUCUCAUCGACAAACACAACUGCUUCGAACUCCGCAACUUCUGUCGUUACUCUCACGUCCUCUUCAUCUGUAUCAAGCGUGUUCCCUACCACAGCGCUUUCUUCCUCGAGUUCCGUUGUUGUGCAACCACAUCCAACGACGGAUACUGAACAGCCCGGGCAGACCGCGCCCUCCGCGGCGGAUCGUAUGAAACGCGAGCGAAGACGUUGAUGGCGUAGGUAUAGACAGUCCCUUUAGAAUCUCAUGGAUCUAUUGGAUUGUCUCCUUCCCUCUACGACCAUGAUCUUCGCGUUUUCGGACGGAGAUUACUUCUGUAGCAUACAACCACGCUGGAUCCCUUAGAUGUGUUACGGACUCCGGAUUAGACAUACUCUCGUACCUGCUUGAUUGCAUAAUGCGUCCUAUGCUGCAGAUCAGUUACAGUCUCACGCCUACCCUAGCCACUCGUUCCGAUCUUCGAACCCCGCACUUGAAGUCCACGAUGUCAGAAACCUGCCUAACCUUGAGGUUUCUGGCCGCAGGCGGACAGUCAAU
Molecule: messenger RNA, 1443 nt
Organism: Dichomitus squalens LYAD-421 SS1
Lineage: Eukaryota; Fungi; Basidiomycota; Agaricomycetes; Polyporales; Polyporaceae
Exons: 4
Coding region: 253-1119 (288 amino acids)
Source: RefSeq, a predicted model, not a curated record